CUUGCAAAUCUUCAAUUCAAAAACUGCCCGGCUGCUUUUGCUUUUUCACGAGUCCUCCGAGUCUUCUAACCGUCUCCAAGUAAGUUUCUUUCUUUCCUUUUCUGAGUCAUGUCAGACCGUGAGGAUAGCCAGAACCCUUCCGUUCACUCUUACGGUUCUGGUGGCCGGUCUCCAACAUUUGGUUCCUCUUCCUCUUCCGACUCUGAGCACCCGGCUACUUCUCCACAGAAGAAGCCGAUUGAUGCUUCCACUUGCGCUCCUUCUUCUUCCGUGGCGCAAGUGGUGUCGGUUGCCCAACCCGGGGAUGAGGGUUUUAUUCAGCUGGACGACCGGUUGCUCCAAACGCAAUCGUCGGUCAUGCAGAAGGCCCAAAUCCACGAGGUGCGCAACCUGAUGCCGGACGGGUACCAAUUGACCUACCGGGCAACGUGGAAGAGCAUUAUUCCUCUCCACGUCAGUACGUCGAUUGGUAUCCAUUACCAUUCGAUCAAGGACUUGGGUGAAUUCUCUAUUCAUCCAUUCAAAGUCCUUUUCCUUGAAACAUACGGUAUCAUGCCCGGGCAGCUGGCCCCUAAUGGUCACCGUUUGUUGGGCAGUUUCAUUAAUGAAACCCUUGGAUUCGUGGUGGUGUCUUCCCACCAAGGCCGGGCAUUCCUCUGCGGCCUUCCACCUUCUAACAAGAAGUGGAAGGACAAAUAUGUUUGUAUCAAAUUCCCUCCGGCUGCUUUCCCCUUUGCCCAAAAUGUCUGGGGGAAGAGAAUGAAGCGCCAGGUCAAACCUGCGGAAGCCGACGACCUGGUUGCCUGGGAAGCCACCCUCAAGGCCGGGGACGCCUCCACCCGCGGUCUUUAUCACGUCGGGAAGUGGAGUGUCUACCCCGGCCGGGAGACUGAUCCUGACCCGGAGAUUAUCCUGCCCGGGGCCAUCCCCGAAGAUAUCCCCUUCACGCCCGGCGAAGAAGAAGAAGGAGAAAGUGGUAAAGUUUCAGUCCAAGCCGGCCACGCGGGUCAACCCAACGUGGAUGGCGAAGGCGAGGAAGAGGCUGCUGGAGAGUCCCUUCAGCGGAAGACGCGGAAAACCGAGGAGGUUAACCAGCCAUCCCAUCGGGGGCCCCAGUCCUCCGAUGCUGGCAAGGGACCCCUCGUGCCUCGAUCUGUGGCCCUGAUGUCCCGGUCGGACGAAGAGCUUUUCCAAGCUUUUCGUACCGACUUGAAUGAGGUCGGUCGGAUUGGUGAGGAGUACUUCGCCCGGCUGGUGAAGUCCAAAGAAGAGGAGAAGGCACGGCUAGAGGCCAUGAUGGUUGAAUGUCGGAAGGAAGCCCAAGCUGCCCAAGCUAAGGUAGAGAAGAUAGAGGCAAAGUGGACGGAGCAUUGCACGAUCUACCGCCAGCUCUAUGCCAAGCACGAUGGUCUCCUCAAGGCUGCAAAAGAGGCCGACGAGCAGGCUCAGGCUAGGAUCCAGCAACUGGAGGCUGAGAACGCCCGGGCUGCCGAGGAGGUCCAGAAGCUGGGGGCCGAGAACGCCCGAUCUGCGGAGGAGAUUGCUCGGCUUGGAGACGAGCUGGCAAAGGAGCGGGCGGAGCGUGCUGCCCUUGCCGCUGCUUGGGCUGUUCAAGAGCCUGAGGAGUUUGCCGCUCAGGCGCUACCUGACCGGGAGACAGCCAUCCGCUUCUUCCAAGGGCUAUACAAGCACAAAGUGUCGGCCGGGAUCGUGGAUGAGACCGACACCUUUGGCUUCGAAAGCGGUCAGUACACAGAACGGCGGGCCCUCUAUGGCAUCCUUGAGCAGAAGAUCCAAAGUUUCCGACCCAAGGCCCUUUCUCUGCCCGAGCUACAUGAUGAGGAGUCGGUCCCCCCAUUCCCGGGCAUUUGAUUCAUCCGGCCUUCUCUUUUUUUUUUUAUUUUCUGAUGUAAGGAUUUGCCUCCGGGCACUCUUUUGUAAGACGCUUAAAUAUUAAUGUUAAUGGAAGAUUUUUCAACAUCGUGUGCUGUGUGCUUCAUUCCCUGUAUUCUUCAACUUAAUAUUUCUAACCGCUUAGAUUAGUAAAUAAUAGCACGGCUGUAUU
Messenger RNA from Cuscuta campestris, 2065 nucleotides. Lineage: Eukaryota; Viridiplantae; Streptophyta; Magnoliopsida; Solanales; Convolvulaceae. The record is from the annotation of a GenBank genome assembly.